Odobenus rosmarus divergens (Pacific walrus) is the source of this 2847-nucleotide messenger RNA. It is a transcript of the gene SLC9A4, whose product is annotated as solute carrier family 9, subfamily A (NHE4, cation proton antiporter 4), member 4. NCBI's taxonomy places the organism in Eukaryota, Metazoa, Chordata, Mammalia, Carnivora, Odobenidae. Gene Ontology annotation, cellular component: membrane. The record is from RefSeq and is a predicted model, not a curated record. Bases 454 to 2847 code for a protein of 797 amino acids. The transcript is spliced from 12 exons. Gene Ontology annotation, molecular function: sodium:proton antiporter activity. Gene Ontology annotation, biological process: proton transmembrane transport; regulation of pH; sodium ion transport.
GAGAGGGAAGGAUUCCUUUCCUAGUCGGAGGGACUCCAGUGAUAUCUGGAAUGCACACCGUGGUAUCCUUUUUAAUUUUCACUCACAAGAUGAAACCAGUGUGCAGUGAAGUGAGGAAACAGCUUUGAAUGAAGACAAGUUUUUCCCCUUCCUAAACUGUUCUUCAGAUCAUGAUCGGAUGAAGGUCACACAGGUGACUUGGGCUUUAACGGGUCUACUGAAUGACUGACGCCUUUGGGCCAGAAGCUGAGUUACCUGGACACAAAUCCUUUAAAGGUGAUUUGAAAACAUCGACACUCAGAAUUCAAUGACACGCUCGGACUCUUCUUGGAAUGACCCACAGACUGUACGUAUGUUACCUUUGACCCAGGUAGACGCCUUUGCUCUCUAGAAACCCUCCUCACGGCCGAUGUCUGGCACACAACCACACACGGGGUAGCAGGAGCCCACAGCAUGGGUUUUCAGAUGCUUAUGCCUUUCAGUCCUUGGAACUGGGUGCUACCGCUGGUGGCCCUCAAGUGUUCUGAAGCAUCUUCAGAUUUGAACGAAUCCACAAAUUCCACUGCCCAGCAUGACGCUAAUGUUUGGUUUGCUGCUGCCAGUUCAGAGGUAAAUGAGAAGAUAUCUGUUUUUGCCCUGGAUUAUGACUACGUGCAAAUUCCUUAUGAGGUCACCCUCUGGAUACUUCUAGCAUCCCUUGCAAAAAUAGGCUUCCAUCUUUACCACAGACUGCCAGGCCUCAUGCCAGAAAGUUGCCUCCUCAUCAUCGUUGGGGCUCUGGUGGGCGCCAUCAUCUUUGGCACCGACCAUAAAUCUCCUCCCGUCAUGGAUUCAAGCAUCUACUUCCUGUACCUCCUUCCACCCAUCGUCCUGGAGGGUGGUUACUUCAUGCCCACCCGGCCCUUCUUUGAGAACAUUGGGUCCAUCCUGUGGUGGGCAGGCCUGGGGGCCCUGAUCAAUGCCUUUGGCAUUGGCCUCUCCCUCUACCUCAUCUGCCAGAUCAAAGCCUUUGGCCUCAGUGACGUCAACCUGCUUCAGAACCUGCUGUUUGGCAGCCUGAUCUCGGCCGUGGACCCCGUGGCCGUGCUGGCUGUGUUCGAGGAGGCGCGGGUGAACGAGCCGCUCUACAUGAUGAUCUUCGGGGAGGCCCUUCUCAAUGACGGCAUUAGUGUGGUCUUAUACAAUGUAUUAAUUGCCUUCACAAAGAUGCAUAAAUUUGAAGACAUAGAGCCUGUCGACAUUUUGGCUGGAUGUGCCCGAUUCAUUGUUGUGGGGGUUGGGGGAGUAUUUUUCGGCGUCAUUUUUGGGUUCAUUUCUGCGUUUAUCACACGUUUCAGUCAGAAUAUCUCUGCAAUCGAACCACUCAUCGUCUUCAUGUUCAGUUAUCUGUCUUACUUAGCUGCGGAGACACUCUACCUCUCCGGCAUCCUGGCAAUCACGGCCUGUGCGGUAACAAUGAAAAAGUAUGUAGAGGAAAAUGUGUCCCAGACAUCCUACACGACCAUCAAGUAUUUCAUGAAGAUGCUGAGCAGCGUCAGUGAGACCCUGAUCUUCAUCUUCAUGGGCGUGUCCACCGUCGGGAAGAACCAUGAGUGGAACUGGGCCUUCGUGUGUUUCACCCUGGUCUUCUGCCAGAUCUGGAGAGCCAUUAGCGUAUUUGCUCUCUUCUAUGUCAGUAACCAGUUUCGGACUUUCCCCUUCUCCAUCAAGGACCAGUGCAUAAUUUUCUACAGUGGUGUCCGAGGAGCUGGAAGUUUUUCACUUGCAUUUUUGCUUCCUCUGUCUCUUUUUCCUAGGAAGAAAAUGUUUGUCACUGCUACUCUAGUAGUUAUAUAUUUUACUGUAUUUAUUCAGGGAAUCACAAUUGGCCCACUGGUCAGGUACCUGGGUGUUAAAAAGACCAAUAAAAAAGAAUCCAUCAACGAAGAGCUUCAUAUUCGUCUGAUGGAUCACUUGAAAGCUGGAAUUGAAGAUGUGUGUGGGCAAUGGAGUCACUACCAAGUGAGAGACAAGUUUAAGAAGUUUGAUCACAGAUAUUUACGGAAAAUCCUAAUCCGAAAGAACCAGCCCAAAUCCAGCAUUGUCUCCUUGUACAAGAAGCUGGAAAUGAAACAAGCUAUUGAGAUGGUAGAAACUGGGAUCCUCAGUUCCACAGCCUUUUCUGUACCCCACCAGGCCCAGAGGACACACAGAACCAGAAGGCUUUCCCCGGAAGAUGUGGAGUCCAUGAGGGACGUUCUGACACACAACAUGUACCAAGUUCGACAAAGGACCCUGUCCUACAACAAAUACAACCUCAAACCCCAAACAAGCGAGAAGCAGGCUAAAGAGAUUCUGAUCCGCCGCCAGAAUACUUUAAGGGAGAGCAUGAGGAAAGGCCACAGCCUGCCGUGGGGAAAGCCGGCUGGUACCAAAAAUAUCCGCUACCUCUCCUUUCCCUAUGGCCACCCUCAGCCCGCAAGAAGAGACCCGAGGGUUGCUGAUUUCACAGGUAAUGACAGCAGCGAUUCAGAACUCCUGUCCAUCAUGUUCAAAGCACAUCCUCGAACAGGGACACUCCAACAAAGACAGCUGACACAAGAGAUAAUCCCAAUGAAGAGCUUACCCAGAGGAGGGAAGCCAUGCCACUUCGGGUAUCCAAGAAACACAAACCAAGAAGAGCACGUUGGUGCAGGCAGAAGGGAGGCACUACGGCCCAAACCACUGUUCCAUGCAGUGGAUGAGGAGUUUGAAUCUGGAGAGGAGAGUGAGGAGGAGGCCUCAGCAAGUGAGUCCCGAUGGUCAGCGGAGCACAGACCCAGCAAGCAACACCACAGGUCUCACAGUCCUUUGCUCCAAAGAAAAUAG